UUAGCUUUCCACAGACAGCCACACUGUGGCUUUAUAUCAUAAAAACAAAAUCAAAAACUUAUCUUAUCGUUCCCCGCGCCCAUUUGGGGGUGUAAGCAUGCGAGCGUGAAAACCGGCCACAAAACUCGAGAUGUUACUGCUGGAGCUGAACAUUCUGACCCUGAAUAUUUGGGGCAUACCGUAUGUGUCGAGUGAUCGGGGACCCCGCAUUGAUGCCAUCUGCAAGGAACUGGCAAGUGGCAAGUAUGACAUCGUGUCUUUGCAAGAGGUGUGGGCGCAGCAGGACAGCGAGCGAUUGCAGAAAGGCACUGAGGCGGUUCUGCCACAUAGCCACUACUUCCACAGCGGUGUGAUGGGCGCCGGUCUGCUAGUGCUUUCCAAGUACCCAAUCCUGGGUACACUUUUCCAUGCAUGGUCCGUCAACGGAUACUUCCAUCGCAUUCAACAUGCGGAUUGGUUCGGUGGCAAGGGAGUGGGUCUUUGCCGCAUCCUUGUCGAUGGACAGAUGGUGCAUCUGUACAAUGCCCACCUGCAUGCCGAAUACGACAAUACCAACGAUGAGUACAAGACGCACCGCGUCAUCCAGGCCUUCGACACUGCUCAAUUUAUCGAAGCUACCAGGGGCAAUUCAGCACUGCAAAUCUUGGCUGGCGAUCUCAAUGCACAGCCCCAGGACAUCUCGUACAAGGUGCUGCUGUAUACCUCCAAGAUGCUUGACAGUUGCGCUUCGGAUUCAUUUCGCACCAACGAAUGUCAACAUAACUCGUACACCUCUAAGCGAGCUCUAGAGCGGAAUCCCCAAGGUAUCCGCAUCGAUCACAUAUUUGUGCGUGGUGGGGAUCAUGUGAAUGCUGAGAUAGCUGAGUAUAAACUACCCUUUCCGGAACGAGUGCCAGGUGAGAAGUUUAGCUUCUCGGAUCACGAAGCCGUGCUGGCCACGUUGCGUCUAUCCAAAUUGGCAGAUAGGACAGAGGAGUCAGUGGCCACCAUAGAGGUGAACUGUCAAGUAGAGGAUGGGGAGAGCUGUGCCGUAAGGGAACUGGGUGCUGGCGAUGCGCAGACAGGGGAGGACAAUCAAUCACAGCAGCAGCCUGGGGUGCAGUGCAAUGGCAGUUCCACUUCCAUCCAAUCCAUGCCCGCUGCCAGGACAGCCGCUCUUCACGAAGCUCUGGCUCUGUGCGAUGCUUCCCUGCUCCAGCUUAACACUGAUCGUGUUUUGUACUACAGCGCCGCAACCUUCCUGUUCGUACUUCUCGUUCUGCUGGUGGAGUUCACUGCUCCCGUUGGUAUGCGCACAAUUUUCCUGCUGCUAAAAUUCAUCGUGUUUGGCGUAAUUUUGUUCUGCGUGUUCAUGGCCUCUAUCUGGAACUACAUGGAACGAAACGGUGUUCUACAGGGAAAGAAGUCGAUGGAGGUGAUGCUGCACCAUGCACAGAAAUAUGAGUACUUCUACUGAAGCUGUGUGGACCACCCAAGCUCAAAGCGCAUUUAAAAUCUAUGUGUACCGUAGUUAAGCAAGUUUUGUAUUGUCCUUGACUAGAGUGUAUAAUUACUCUGAAAUGAUCUUUUCGUCCUGAAAUCUUUCAAUGCAAUUCCAUGGUCUAUUUCAAUUUAAGGCCAUCCAUAUCCCAGGAAAUAUAGUUCAAUAAAAGUGA
Molecule: messenger RNA, 1655 nt
Organism: Drosophila eugracilis
Lineage: Eukaryota; Metazoa; Arthropoda; Insecta; Diptera; Drosophilidae
Gene: nSMase
Product: putative neutral sphingomyelinase
Exons: 2
Coding region: 131-1456 (441 amino acids)
Cellular component (GO): cytoplasm
Molecular function (GO): sphingomyelin phosphodiesterase activity
Source: RefSeq, a predicted model, not a curated record